UAAAACUCACUUUUCUCUACCCCCCCAACAAUCCCCACCCGAAAAGUAAUGAGCCAAGCACUCAACAAAAACUACAAGAUCUGCGAAGAGCUCGGCCGGGGACGAUUCGGCGUCGUUUUCCGGUGCCUCUCGCUCGAAGGCGGUGACACCUACGCCGUAAAGUCCGUCGAUAAGAAACUCACACUGGGCGACUCGCUGGACGCACAGUGCUUGUUAACGGAGCCCAAGAUCCUCCAUCUCCUGGCUCCACACCCCCACGUCAUCGGCCUCCACGGCAUCUACGAGGACGAGACCCACCUCCACAUGGUCCUCGAUUUGUGCUCUGCUUCGGACCUCCACCACCGGAUCGUGACCCGCCGGGUCAUUCCGGAGCCCGAGGCCGCCUCGGUCAUGGACCAGCUCUUCCAGGCCCUGGCCCACUGCCACCGAGUCGGCGUUGCCCACCGCGACGUCAAACCCGAUAACAUUCUCUUCGACGAGCGCAACCGCCUCAAGCUCGCCGAUUUCGGAUCGGCCGAGAUUUUCAAGGACGGCGAGCAGAUGAGCGGCAUCGUCGGUACGCCCUACUACGUGGCGCCGGAGAUCCUUGCCGGGAGGGACUACUGCGAGAAGAUCGACGUGUGGAGCGCGGGCGUCAUUCUGUACAUUAUGCUCGCCGGGUUCCCGCCGUUCUACGGCGAAUCGGCGGUGGAGAUCUUCGAGGCCGUGCUCAGGGCCAAUCUCAGGUUCCCGUCUAGGGUUUUCCAGUCGGUCUCCCCGGCAGCUAAGGAUCUUCUCAGACGGAUGCUUUGCAAGGACGUUUCUAGAAGGUUCUCGGCGGAGCAAGCUCUACGACACCCCUGGGUAACAAGUGGAGGAGGGUCUCUCUAACUUGAGAAAGAAGAAAUAAUCAUAACGAAGCAGAGUAUAUGGUAUUUCAUUAAGAUAUAUAUAUAAUAGGGUUUUGUAAAGGUGUGCGCUACAGCGCUGGUGUACAUAUUUUAAUGGAAGCGAAUUUCUCCCUUCUUGAGUGAGUUUGUAAAGCGCAAGGAAGGUAUAUAGCCAAAUAGAGAGAGAGAGAGAGAGAGAGAGAGAGAGGAGAGUUUGAGUAGUUUUUGAUUUGCUCGUCCGGGCCUUCCCCAUCAUUUUGGUGUUGUUUUUUUUCGCAAGUGAAGGUGGGAGAAGAUUAUGCAUAUGCUGAUAAGCUGUAUGUCAUGUAUGAUAUGUAAUGAAAAGUUUCCUGGUUAUCUA
Molecule: messenger RNA, 1230 nt
Organism: Alnus glutinosa
Lineage: Eukaryota; Viridiplantae; Streptophyta; Magnoliopsida; Fagales; Betulaceae
Product: phosphoenolpyruvate carboxylase kinase 1-like
Exons: 2
Coding region: 49-870 (273 amino acids)
Biological process (GO): intracellular signal transduction; protein autophosphorylation; peptidyl-serine phosphorylation
Cellular component (GO): nucleus; cytoplasm
Molecular function (GO): calmodulin binding; calcium-dependent protein serine/threonine kinase activity; ATP binding
Source: RefSeq, a predicted model, not a curated record